Molecule: messenger RNA, 1074 nt
Organism: Metarhizium album ARSEF 1941
Lineage: Eukaryota; Fungi; Ascomycota; Sordariomycetes; Hypocreales; Clavicipitaceae
Product: brct domain containing protein
Exons: 1
Coding region: 1-1074 (357 amino acids)
Source: RefSeq, a predicted model, not a curated record
AUGUCUUCUCUCAACUCCCCAGAAGGCCAAUAUCUGGCCCUUGCUGGCUCGUUCCAAAAGAGUCAAAAAACUUUAGCAAAUAAUUUUAAAACAUGGGGUCUAAAGCCCUCCUCCAAAACCCAGGCGCCCACAAUCCUUGCUGCGACGGAAGUAGCCUAUACCAGCUCGGUGAAGCAAGUUGAAGACGCUCGCAACAGACAAAUACUCAUCCUUAAUGAGGACUGGGUUGAUGAGUGUUGUGAACAAAAGUCCUGGAUAGCACCAGAGGACAAACAUAUUUGGGAGAAGGGCGGGACAAAAGAAAGUCUCGCGGAGACAGGUUCCACGGCCAGCGGUGAACCCGCUGGCAAGCCAACGGAGAACGACUCAGCGAAGGCCCCUAAUCCUCCUCCCAACCCACCUGAGAAUCCUCCACCACAGCCGCCUAACCCACCUGAGAAUCCGCCACCACAGCCGCCUAACCCACCUGAGAAUCCGCCACCACAGCCGCCUAAUCCACCUGAGAACCCUCCGAAACAUGAAUCUGAUAAUGAGAGCAUGGAGGUUGCUCUUUUAAAAAAACAAAUUGAAGAUCUAAAGAACAGCAAGACAAAUAGUAAAGAUGGUCCUUCAGAUCGAUAUGAUCAAUCUGAAGACCAGAAGGAGUGCUUUGAGAUAUUUUAUGAAUGGUCCAGGCGCUUUGAUGACACAGAUGAUCCCAACACGAACAGAUUUGAGGUGGAUUGUCACCCAGCCGACAUCAACAAACCGCUCAGCGAUCGACGUAAAGAAUAUGAGAUGGAGAUUAUGCUAAUAACUCAAUUUCGAUCUUACGUAUUUGUGAUUGACCCGGAGGGGAAAAUUGAAGGUUACGACUGUCUGAGGCCUGGGUACCUGAUUCCAAGAUCAGAUUGCCCAGCAGCGGCACGGAAAUAUGAAGACAACGGUGGGGAGAUAGUGAGAGCAAAACAAAAAGAAAAUCUCCAGGGCAAGCAAAUGACCGACUUCGUCUGGUGGAGUGUGGCUACGGAUCCGGAGGGCCGUUUUUGCUACUGCUUGGGGGUUUUCAAGGGGGACAAACGGCCCUCGCUCUAA